AUGAUCGUCGAGGUGGCUAUAGUGGAUGGAAUACAUCAUAUAAGGGCAGCAAUCAGUCCAACUGGAAUGGUAGUCGUUAUGGUGAUAAUAAUAACCGAGGACAAGGCAAGGGUUGGUGGCGAACGUAAUUGGACCGUACAGGGUAAUUAUCGGAAUAAUGGUUACAAUGGGGGAGGAUAUAGAAAUGAUCGCUAUAGUGGAGGCGCUAACUGGAAAGGUGGUCGACAGUCGGGUGGUGGCUAUGGCAAAGGAGGUUAUAAUAAUAGUGGUGGUGGAAAGGGAUAUGGCAGAGAUCGAUACGAUGACUUGAGCUGGGAUGCUGGUAUCGAUUGGGACUAUGAGAAGCUAGCACAGUUCAACAAGGAUUUCUAUGUGCCUCAUCCGACAGUGGAAGGUCGAAGUGAGGGAGAGGUUGAUGAUAUUAGAAGAGCUAAUAGAAUUCAAUUAAUUGAAGCUCACGGGAUGAAGUGCCCCAAGCCCGUGACCACUUUCGAGGAAUCUAAUUUUCCGGAUUAUCUGGUAGGCUCCAUCGGCCGAGGGCGUCCAUCGGCGAUUCAAAUGCAGGGUUGGCCCGUGGCAAGCAGUGGGAGGGAUCUCGUCGGAGUUGCCGAGACGGGUAGUGGGAAGACUCUGGCCUACCUCAUGCCGGCUAUUGUUCACAUCGCCGCCCAACCCGAGGUCGAACAGGGUGAUGGACCGGUGGCCUUGGUCUUGGUACCUACUAGGGAGCUGUCACAACAGGUAGUGGAGGGGGAUGAGGGAGUGAAGAUUGCCUGUGUGUAUGGGGGACAGCCCAAACGGCAACAAGAGAGGGAGCUGUGGACGGCUCCGGAACUGCUGGUUGCGACUCCAGGUCGCUUAAUUGACUUUUUGCAGAAUGGAGCUACUAACCUCAAGCGUGUUACGUAUCUCGUGAUUGACGAGGCUGACGAGAUGCUCGCCUUGGGUUUCGGGAGGCAGCUCGAUUCUAUCUGCUCGGCAAUCCGCCCGGACCGUCAAACUCUCAUGUGGAGCGCCACUUGGCCAAGGGAGAUACAAGAUUUGGCACGCAAGCACUGUCGAGAGAUGCCCGUGCAUAUCAACAUUGGCAGUCAGUCCUUGGCUGCGUGUCACCAAGUGAGGGGGGAGGGGGUGAUAGGGAGGAGUAGAUUAGGUGUCGCUGUAGUCUGGAAUGUGCUGGAGAGUAAUGGAGAGGCGAAAGCGUUGAUUUUCUGCAAUACAAAAAGGGAAGUCGAUCAGCUCACGCAGCUGUUGCGAAGUCAGGGGUAUAAUGCUGUUUGCAUUCACUCUGAUAAGGAGCAGUCUGAGAGGGAAUGGGUAUUCGCACAAUAUAGAGAUGGAGAUGUGCGUUUGUUAGUCGCCACCAAUUUGAUGGGUCGAGGAGUUGAUAUUAAGAAUAUUCAGUUCGUCAUCAACUAUGACAUGCCGCAGAAUGUUGAAGAGUAUGUCCAUCGUAUCGGACGAACCGCCCGUGCGGGAGCACAUGGUACUUCCAUUACUCUGUUCACAGCACAGGAAGGAAGGCAUGCGAAAGAUCUCGUUGAUAUCUUGAACGAAGCUGGGCAGAACAUUCCUGAGUUCCUACUGAUGUUGAAAGACAAUCCGUAG
This is a messenger RNA of Perkinsus marinus ATCC 50983, 1608 nucleotides long. Its product is annotated as RNA helicase, putative. Gene Ontology annotation, molecular function: ATP binding; RNA helicase activity; RNA binding. Gene Ontology annotation, cellular component: cytoplasm; ribonucleoprotein complex; nucleus. Lineage: Eukaryota; Perkinsozoa; Perkinsida; Perkinsidae. The transcript has 13 exons. The record is from RefSeq and is a predicted model, not a curated record. The coding region runs from base 1 to 1608 and encodes 535 amino acids.